Molecule: messenger RNA, 3865 nt
Organism: Rhineura floridana
Lineage: Eukaryota; Metazoa; Chordata; Lepidosauria; Squamata; Rhineuridae
Gene: SERPIND1
Product: serpin family D member 1
Exons: 5
Coding region: 272-1756 (494 amino acids)
Biological process (GO): blood coagulation; negative regulation of endopeptidase activity
Molecular function (GO): serine-type endopeptidase inhibitor activity
Source: RefSeq, a predicted model, not a curated record
UUUUGGUAAAUACAUUCAUUUAAAUUGGGCAACAGACAGCUACUUGGCACAUUCUCCUGCCCCUCCACUGGAGAGACCUUUUUCCUAAUAAAAAGAAACCUCCUGCUACCUGAGCCUUCCACAGCAAAUCCCAUGAGCACCGAAUACAGCCAGAAGUCGCGGAAGAGUUUCUGUAACCUGGGCUUCGCUUCCUUGAUGGGUGGCAAGCGUCUUGUAAGCUAGCAGACAAGCAAGCAAACAACAAAAAAGGAAAAAGGUGUCGCUUCUCAAGAUGAAUCUGCUGCUCCGCUCAGUUGUCUUCUCUCUUACUGUAACAUUUGCACUGUGUGGAAUCAAAAGUCUACAAGAGCAUUUUGAACAACUCAGCGAAGCUCAGUCUGUCCAUCCUCGUGGGCUCCACAGUAAUGGAACUCUUAGCACAACUAAUCUCUCGCCUGAGUUUCACCAAGAGAAUACGGUGACCAAUGACUUGAGUGUCGAAGAAGAGGAGGAGGAGGACUAUCUUGACCUCGACAGACUACUAAGAGAAGAUGAGGACUACUUUGACAUAAUUGAUGCUCCAGAUCCCAUUUCUGAGUUCAAACAAGGGAAUAUUCUGGAACUUUUCCAAGGAAAAACCAGGAUCCAGCGCCUGAAUAUCCUCAAUGCAAACUUUGCCUUCAACCUUUACCGGAGUCUGAAGGACAAAGCCAACUCCUCAGAUAACGUGCUUUUGGCUCCAGUUGGCAUUUCUACAGCCAUGGCUAUGAUUUCAUUGGGACUCAAAGGUCAAACCCAGGAGGAAGUAUUGGCUUCACUGGGCUUCAGAGAGUUUGUGAACGCCAGCUCCAAAUAUGACAUUAUGACCAUUCACAACCUCUUCCACAAACUCACUCACCGGCUCUUCAGGAGGAAUUUUGGCUACACGCUCAGGUCUGUCAACGACCUUUAUAUUCAGAAACAAUUCCCUGUCCUCAGCGAAUUCAAAAACAACAUGAAAAGCUACUACUUUGCCGAGGCUCAACUGGCCGACUUCUCGGACCCAACCUUCAUUGCCAAAGCCAACGAGCGCAUUUUGAAGCUCACCAAGGGGUUAAUAAAGGAAGCUCUUGUGCAUGUACACCCAGCCACAGUCAUGAUGGUUCUCAACUGCUUGUACUUUAAAGGAACCUGGGAGAAUAAGUUUCCCGUGGAACUGACACACAAGCGCACGUUCCGUCUGAACGAGAAAGAGACGGUGAAGGUCUCCAUGAUGCAGACCAAAGCCAAUUUCCUGGCCACUGUAGACAGCGAGCUAGACUGCGGCGUGCUGCAGCUGCCCUACGUGGGAAACAUCAGCAUGCUGAUUGUGCUGCCGUAUAAGCCGUCGAGCAUGAGGACACUAGAGAAGCAACUGACUCCCCAGGUGGUGGAGAGAUGGCAGAAAAGCAUGACUAACAGGACAAGAGAAGUAGUGCUACCUAAAUUUAAGCUGGAGAAGAGCUAUGAGUUGAUAGAGUAUCUGAAAACACUGGGAGUAAAUGAGCUGUUCACCCGUAACGGCAACUAUUCGGGGAUAUCAGAAGAGAGAAUCAAGAUUGAGAAGUUCAACCAUCAAGGGACUAUUACAGUGAACGAAGAAGGCACCGAGGCUGCAUCUGUGACCACUGUAGGCUUCAUGCCCCUUUCAGCUCAAAUCCGCUUCAUCGUUGACCGCCCUUUCCUGUUCCUCAUCUACGAGCACCGCACCAGCUGCUUGCUUUUCAUGGGAAGAGUUGCCAACCCGAGCAAGAUGUAAGAGCAGAGGAGCUUCCAAGAGGAGCACAUCUAGGCAACCUUAACGCAUUCUAAAUAUAACCAUUUUUAAUAUGCCAAUGAAGUGUGUGUUUAGUCACGAGAGCUAUCGGAUGAAAAACGCUAUGGCACCCAAAUGAAAGAUGAUUUAGCUACAAUUCGUAAAGGUAAUUGUUGCUAUAAAGAACCAAACGCCCUGUUCUGUUUCAACCAAAGCAAUGUGGAGGCCAAUGGCACUGGCUUGGCAAUCUUGGCGAAUGUUUUCAUGGAGAGCAAAUAGAAAUUGGCUCCACUGAGCUUCAAAAAAGGCAGACUUAGUAAGCAACAAGCAGCUUUUCAGUUACUGAAAAAGGAUGCAGUCCAUGUUCUUCCCAGGUGGCCAAAGAGAUUAAAAACUUCAAUGGAAUGGUCGUUCUAUUCUUCAGUAAUAUUAAAACUGAAUGAGACCAAAAUGGAAUGUUGACCAGGAAAAUUAAGUUGGGUUGCACUUAAAGCUUGAUGAAACACAAGGGUGCUACACAAAUUCUUUAGGAGUGAGUGGGAGAGAUGCCCAGAAAACUAGGAGGAAAACAGGAUUCCCUCUUAGGGAGAUUAACCUGGACCAACUACAGAGAAAGAUAGCUGGCUAGGUGCUAUAAAUACCGUCAGAAAGCCCUAACAGCAUAAAACAGAAGGGAAAAAGGUCUUACAUUUCUGGAACUUGGGAUCAGAGAUUGAGAGAUGACACAGUCCUAUACAAAAUAUUACAAAAUCCAAUGUUGCAAUAAUGGAGGAGAAUGUAUAAAAUAGCUGGACUGGUUUCACAUUCAGCUGAACACAGGAAGCUGCCUUAACCCCAGUCGGAUCCCUUGGUUCAGGUGUGGGGAACCUUUGCCCCCCCCCAGAUGUUGCUGAAAUACAACUCCCAUCAGCCCUAGUCUUUGGUCAUGCUUGCUGGGGCUGAUGGGAGGUGCAGUUCAGCAACACCUGGAAGGCCAAAGGAUCCCCACACUUGCCUUUGUUCAUCUACCCUAGUCUCGUCUACUCUAAUUAGAAGUGGCUCCCCACGGUCUCAAGAGAGAAGGGAUUGCUGCUCAAGGGUCUUUUUACCCGGACAUGCCAGGAAUUUAACAUGGGGCCUUCUGCAUGCAAAGUAGGUGUUCCACCACCAAGAUGGGGCUCCCUUCCUAUUAACGUGUGCAAAGCCCGAUAAACACAUAUAAUGAUUAAGGAAAACAAAGACUUAUUGCCAUGGUUAUGUGACAACACUGCCAAUGUCAGCAUCUGAAUUAUCAGUUAAUGGGCUUGCGCUACAGUAAUUUCCAUUUACUUUGGAAUUCAGAGCUUGAUGCUUGCAACAUUCAUAUGUACUGUACACCCACUUUUUUUUAGAAAAAGGCUAUACUGUAAAACCAGUCCCUAGAAAUUAUUGGCUUGGAUCAAGGGAUGCCUUGUGUGAGCAGAAACGCACUGCUGUUUGUUCAAGGCUGUCCCACUUAAUUCUGCCCAUUUCCUCAUCCUGCUGUUGUCGCACCAUCCCUUGCCUUUUGGGGGGAAGAGUGCAGCAGGGAGUUAGUGGGAAGGGAGCCAGGAAAGUCCUCUUGGGCAAGCAGCAUCCUGCUCGCCCACCUCUGGAUCCAACCUAUUAAACUGCAAUUCUCCCCAUUUUCUACACAAAAGCACCGCACAUAACUUCACGAUGAGUAAGAUGCAUCUCUACAGAGGACACAGACUCAAUAGCAGAAAAUAAAAUAGAGACCACUCAGUUCAGAGCUGAACGGCAAGAGAAGGAACACAGCUGCAUUAUUUUUGGGGAUCUAGAUGUAGCUUAACAGUAUUGUUUUGCAAGAAAGCAUACACUAAUUUUCACUCUCUAAAGCUACCUGUUUGAGGCAAGAACAAAUCUGCACUUUGGACAGUAUAGUUGGUGCACUGACAAUUAUGCAACCCAGAGAGGUCCUGGUCCCUCACAGAAGUACAAGCAGUCAUGUACACAUGCAAAGAUUGUUCCUACUUUAUUUUUAAAGAGAUAUUAUGAGAAUGCUUGGUGCUAAAAAAAUGCAAUUAUCUCUGAGAAUAUCAGCAUAAUUAUAAGGUUCCUUCAUAUUUAAUAAAAGGCUGUGCUGAAAACCUG